Molecule: messenger RNA, 2252 nt
Organism: Halteromyces radiatus
Lineage: Eukaryota; Fungi; Mucoromycota; Mucoromycetes; Mucorales; Cunninghamellaceae
Product: kinase-like domain-containing protein
Exons: 6
Coding region: 422-2140 (572 amino acids)
Biological process (GO): protein phosphorylation
Molecular function (GO): ATP binding; protein serine/threonine kinase activity
Source: RefSeq, a predicted model, not a curated record
CCCAUAUACCUUUUUCUAAUGCCAUGCUCUACUAUAGAAAAUCGACAAGUUUCUGUAUUUGAAACCACUUUUCAUGUCAAUCAUGAAAUAGUGACAGUAAGCAUCAUUACAAAAGAUAGUGUCAGUAAGAUGGUUUGAUCAUAAUACAUGAUUCUUUUUUAUUAUGUAGGUUUUUAAUGUUGUUAUUCAAACGCCAGCUUAUACUGUAUCUUUAUUUCGAUACCCAACCGAUUUUAUCGAAUUUCAUCAAAAGAUACGGUUCCAUUAUCAACGGUCCAAAAUUUCAUUUCCUGAAUUAUUUCCCAAUCAACAAAAUGUCAGGUACCGACUCACGUCCAAGCCAUCAUCCACUCGACUAAAGAUUUUGUGUCUAAUUCAACAACAUCGUUAUAAACGAAACAAGAAAUCCAAUGCAGAUAAAAUGGAACAAUAUUUACAAAAAUGUUUUCAACAUCCCGUGAUUUCCAUUUCUUCUUUAUUGAAGGACUUUUUAAGUGUACAACGUGAAGAUGAUAAAUUAAUCGAGGCGAUCACCAAUACAACUACCACUGCGGUUUCAACAAGAAGAAACUCCUCUUCCAUUUAUGGUAAUCAGCCCACCGUUCCUCCUGUAUGGUCUACUACUACUUCCACUGGUGUGAAUAAUGGUAGGAUCAUCAUCUCCUCCUCUUCCUCCUCUAACUAUGAUCAUACAGAAACUCCUGAAACCAUGUCUCAUCCUUCUGAGAUUCAUUCCUCCCAUCGUCAUCGUAAAGUCACUAUUGAUCAAUUUGAUUUACUGAAAGUCAUUGGAAAAGGUUGUAUGGGCAAGGUCCUUCUUGUAAAAUCAAAUGUGGAAGAUAAAAUACCAUCAUCAAAACUCUAUGCACUCAAGGUGAUCAGCAAACAAAAAGUUAUUCAACAAAAUGAAAUUCAACAUACAAAAGCGGAACGGGAUAUUUUGACAAGAUUACGCGACCAACCUUUUUUAAUCAAAUUACAUUAUGCUUUUCAAUCCGAUACACAUCUUUACUUUGUUUUAGAUUAUAUUUGUGGAGGAGAUAUUGCAACUCAAAUGUCAUUAUGUUUGACAUUUACAAAAGAACGAACUCAAUUUUAUGCAGCUGAAAUCUUAUUGGGUUUAUCUAUUUUACAUAGUCAUGGUAUCAUUUAUAGAGAUCUUAAACCUGAAAAUAUUUUGAUUGGCCGAGAUGGACAUAUUGUAUUAACUGACUUUGGCUUGUCUAAAGUCUUCACGAUGCUGGACAAACGUGAUAUGGGUUUACCUAUGACUGGUACUUUUUGUGGAACUGCAGAAUAUUUGGCUCCUGAAGUUUUAUUGGGUGAACAAUACUCUUAUGCUGUAGAUUAUUGGAGUUUGGGUACUCUCAUUUAUGAAAUGUUAUCUGGCAUGACACCUUUCUGGGCUGAUACUCAUAUGGAAAUGUUUAGACGUGUAUUGGAAGAUAAUUUGGAAUUCCCUAUAUCUGAUGCUUUCGAUGAAACCACAUGCGACUUUUUAUCAGGGCUUCUUGAACGUGAUCCUUAUGAUCGUUUAGGCUGGGAUAGUUCUGAACAAAUCAAAAAGCAUGGAUAUUUUGGCAAUUUAGAUUGGGAUGAUGUUGCUCAACGAAAAUUAAUACCACCUUAUAUUCCUACCAUUGAAUCUGAAACUGAUUUGACACAUUUUGAUGAAUCCUUUGUUGCAAUGACACCUCGUAUUUCAGAAAUACAACAACAACAACAACAGGAACAGGAUAUGGAAGAUGAAGAUCCUUUUCGAUAUUUUGCAUUUGAUCCACGAUUUUCCAUUGGUACAUUUCCGGAACAACAAGAAGAUGAAUCACAAUCAUUGAUUUCACCAACACAACAACAACAGAAAUCUCUUAGACCACGACCUUCACAUCAACGACUCAAACUUUGGACUGGUGGUGGAAGAGAAAGAUUCUCAACAUCAUCUUCUUGUCUUUCUUUUGGAACAGGUGAUAUCAUACGACAUACUGAUACAAUGCCAUCCAUCUUGACUGGGGCCAAAAAUACACCUUCUCUCGCCACAAGUGUUAGGAAACGUCAUAGUGCUGCCUUAUCUUUUGAUUGUUUAGAUUCCCCUAUACACCCCACUACACCUACCACCACCACUACUACUACGACCACUACUUGAUUUUUUUUUUUAUCUCAUCUUAUUUAUUGUCAUCUCUAGUUUAUAUCCCUCACAUCACCUUUAAAAUUAGAUUAGAUGUUUUUUUUUUUUUUUUUUAAUGAUAACAAUAAAG